AUGGCUCCUUUGCUGCGCCCAGCCCUCCCUGCUGCGCGCCCUGUCAUUCCGAAGGGCGAGAGGCGGGCGGGGAGCAGGAGCGGCUGGGGCGCCUGUCACGGGCGUGGGGCCAGCCUGCGGCGGUCGCCGCGGGGCGCGCUAAUUCAUGCUGGGUGGGCGCCGUGCUUCUCCAGCGGGGCGGCACUGUACAAAAAACAAGACAAGAGGGGGGGUAAGUCAAGCACCAGGGGAGACAAUUUUCCUGCAGCGGUGAAUCAAGCACGCGUUCAGUGCCUGGAGUGGUCCAGACAAGCCCGCGGUCAGGAGGAAAGAGGCGGGGAGGAGAAGGAGGAGAUGGAGGAGGAGGAGGGGGAGGAGGAGGACGGGGACGAAGAGCAGAAAAGGGGAUAAAUAGGAAGGGAGCCAUGCAAUCUUCGGCGAAUUCGGGAAUCGCAUAUACCGUC
Messenger RNA from Prorocentrum cordatum, 443 nucleotides. The record is from the annotation of a GenBank genome assembly. Lineage: Eukaryota; Dinophyceae; Prorocentrales; Prorocentraceae.